AUGUGGGCUAAAGGAAGAUGGGGAAAUGCUGCUAUUAAGGAAAGAUUAGAUAGGGGAUUAGCUAGCAUAUCUUGGAGACUAGUCUUCCCGAAUGCAUUUGUUCAACACUUAGGGGCUUUAAACUCAAAUCACCUGCCUAUCCUUUUAGACACAAAUCCCAAUGAUUGCUUCAACCCCUAUCCUUUUUGCUUUGAAGCUGCUUGGAUUCGGGAUGAGAGGUGCCAAGAAGUGAUUGAACAAGCUUGGAAUAUAGAAGUGUGGGGUUCACAGCUAAGUAGACUUUGCAAAAAACAAGAUGCUACCAAAGAAGCACUCCAUAAGUGGAACGAGGAAAUUUUUGGCAACAUACAAAUGCAGAUAAGCUUAUUGAUGCAAAAAUUCAAAGAAAUUCAAGGAAAUACAAGCUCUAAAGAGAAUAAUAGAUUGGAGACAGGUCUACAAAAUGAGCUAAAUGAAUGGCUUUAUAGAAGUGAGGUGCUUUGGAGGCAAAAAUCUAGAGAAUUGUGGUUGAAAGAAGGGGAUAAGAACUCCAAGUUCUUCCACUUAUCAACAAUUAUUCGCAGAAGAAGAAACACUAUAGAGGCAAUCAAGAAUAAUUCUGGAGAUUGGGUCAUAGAACCUAAGGAAAUAAGGAAUGUUUUUCUAGAAAAUUUCAAGAUAUUAUUUAGUGAAGAAGAGGUUGAAACUCCUUAG
Molecule: messenger RNA, 693 nt
Organism: Quercus lobata
Lineage: Eukaryota; Viridiplantae; Streptophyta; Magnoliopsida; Fagales; Fagaceae
Exons: 1
Coding region: 1-693 (230 amino acids)
Source: RefSeq, a predicted model, not a curated record